Molecule: messenger RNA, 4738 nt
Organism: Anguilla anguilla (European eel)
Lineage: Eukaryota; Metazoa; Chordata; Actinopteri; Anguilliformes; Anguillidae
Product: neurexin-1-beta-like
Exons: 8
Coding region: 1-2043 (680 amino acids)
Source: RefSeq, a predicted model, not a curated record
AUGUGCACUGAGGGCCCCGGCGGCGCCGCUGGGCCCGCCCCCUUGCGCCCAUUGGCCGGCGUGCCGGCGGGCCCCGCCCCCUGCCCCGCCCCCUGGCUGGGCCCGGCCUGCCGAUGGCGGCUGGCGCUCCUGCUGGCCCUGCUGGCGUUCCCGGGCGUGGCCCGUGGCGCCCGCGUGUCCGCCAGCCUCAGCACCACGCACCACGUCCACCACUUCCACAACAAGCACGGCACCGUGCCCAUCGCCAUCAACCGCAUGCCCUUCCUCACGCGCGGGGGUCACGCUGGGACCACGUAUAUUUUCGGGAGAGGAGGAGCCCUCAUCACCUACACCUGGCCCCCCAACGACCGGCCGAGCACAAGGGCGGACCGGCUGGCGGUGGGGUUCAGCACACAGCUGAGAGAGGCCAUUCUGGUGCGGGUGGAGAGCGCCACGGGGCUGGGAGACUACCUGGAGCUGCACAUAGAACUGGGAAAGAUCGGCGUGAUCUUCAACGUGGGAACCGAUGACAUCGCCAUCGAGGAGCACGGGGUCAUGGUGAGCGACGGCAAAUAUCACGUGGUGCGCUUCACGCGCAGCGGAGGCAACGCCACGCUCCAGGUGGACAACCAGCCCGUCAUCGAGCGCUACCCAAUAGGGAACUAUGAUAAUGAACGCCUGGCUAUUGCUAGACAGAGAAUCCCAUACAGAAUUGGUCGGGUAGUUGACGAAUGGCUACUCGACAAAGGGAGACAGCUGACCAUCUUUAACAGUCAGGCGGCGAUAAAAAUCGGGGGUCAGGACAGGGGCCUGCCGUUCCAGGGCCAGAUCUCUGGGCUCUACUACAACGGGCUGCAGGUGCUCAAGCUGGCGGCCGAGGGGGACCCCAACGUGCAGGCGGUGGGGAACCUGCGGCUGGUGGGGGACGUCCCGUCCGUCCUCACCACGGAAACCACCUCCGCCACCCCGCUGGCCGACAUGUCCACCACCAUCAUGGAGACCACCACUACCAUGGCAACCACCACCACGCGCAAACAGCGAUCCCCCACCAUGCGGGACAGUGUCACACAGAACACGGACGACCUGCUGGUGGCCUCGGCCGAGUGCCCGACCGACGACGAGGACCUCGACGAGUGCGAGCCUGGAACAGGAGGUGAAUUAGUGUUGCCCAUAAUUACAGUGGACUCCCUAGACCCCCCGUCCAUCGCCACCCGUUACCCCGUAAUCCCCCCUCCCCCCACUUACCGCCCCUUCCUGACCCUGCUCGAGACCACCAAAGAGUCCCUGACGCUGGCCACUGCCCGCCCCCCCUGCCCCCUGGAUCAGGAGGACUGUGAGGACCCCAUCGAGGUGUCGGCUUUCGGGUCGGGGGAGAUGACCGAGUCCGACGACGAGGACUAUUACAAAAACUCCCCCCUCGACACCGACAGGACGGUCCUGCCCCCCCCGCCGGCGGUGGCGGCGGAGGGCGGGGCUCUGAACCCCCGCGGCGACCGUCACUUCUCCAGGCCUCCCCAGUCCCACCGCCCUUCCUCCUCCUCCUCCUCCUCCUCCUCCUCCACCCCGACCGCCAACCCCGACCAGCUCCCCCACCUAAAGCCGGGCGCCGGCGGCAACAUCCCCGCGGGCAAAAUGAACACCCGCGACCAGGUGCUGCUGCCGCCCGCCGCCCCCUCCCACGAGCCGGACCACGGGGGGCGGCACCGGCACGCGCCCGGCGUAACCUACCCACCCGAUUUCCGCAAUCUGCCCACAGCCAACCCCACGUCGCCGGGGGAGCGGGGCCCGCCGGGGGCGGUGGAGGUGAUCCCGGAGUCCAGCAGCACCACGGGCAUGGUGGUGGGCAUCGUGGCGGCCGCCGCCCUCUGCAUCCUCAUCCUCCUCUACGCCAUGUACAAGUACCGCAACCGCGACGAGGGCUCCUACCAGGUGGACCAGACGCGCAACUACAUCAGCAACUCGGCCUCGCAGAGCAACGGCGCCGUCGUCAAGGAGAAACCGCCGGGCACCGUCAAGACCACCACCAAGAACAAGAAGAACAAGGACAAGGAGUACUACGUCUGAGACCCACCAAAGGGGGUGGGGGUGGGGGGAGAGGAGGGAUGCAGGGUUUUUUUUGGGGGGUUUUUGAUUUUGAUUUUUAUUUUUGAGGGGGGGAUGGAUUUCAUUCCCGACUCAGCUCAACCUCAAGCCAUGUUUCAGGGUCUCCUGACAGCCAUUACCCCCUUCUUCUUCGAUGGACGAGGCUUUGGGACAGAGCAACCUUUUCGCCUGGAGCUCCUCCUGUCCUCCCCUCACGCCCUCCCUCCCCUCCUCAGUUGACUUCAGCGGAAAGAGAGAAUAGAGUGAAGUAGAGCAGAAUGCUUCUCAUUUUUUUCUUUCUUCUUGUCUAAUCAUCAGUGAAGAACAACUGAACUCUCGAUUCUUGCCGUCCAUUCCUUUUCCUUCAUCCUCAUCCCAUUAUCAUCUCCACUUGUAGCGUUUGGUUUGGUCUAUUUAAUUAUUAUCUUGGGGGCAGAAAAAAAGGUCCUUGCAGUGUUACAUUUUUGUACUACACUCGAGGUGACUGCUAAACGUCACCCUGGCUCUGCCUGAGCUCAGUAAUGGUUCGGUUGUGUGUUGAAGGAUUGAGCUCCGUGUGUGGGAGACCCUGGUAGUUUCAGCUUACACAGUGAGGGACAGUUCAGAGAAGAGACCACACUAGUGUACCACAGGGGGGUUCCUGAGUCUUCAGCGGGGCUGUUAAACGAGAGGCCGCUGGAGACAGGGGCCAACCCAGCGCAAGCCGAAGAGAAGGCAACCGUGGGCACUGCAGGCCGACAUAACAGGGUUAAAGCUGUGUGUGUAGCAUUGUGAAACCCCACCACCAGCUACACCUGUCUGCCUUCUCCUUCAAAUCCUGCCUCCCUCCAUCCUCCAUCUCUCCCUCUCUUUCUCUCUCUCUCAGUCUCUCUCCUACUCUCACUUUCUCUCUCUCUCUCUGACUCAUUGUCAUUCUCUCCCUUCCUCUCUGCUUGUUUUUUCUUCUCCCCACCAUGCUGGUCUCCAUCCUUUCUUUUUCUCUUCCUCCAUGGUGCUAAUGCAACAUUAUCCAGCCGCAGUUUCAAGCAUGUGGUGUUCAUUUACUGCAAGAGGGGGAACAAGCUGAACAUCGAGCGACCUGAAAACAGAUGUAGAACAAUGCAGCAGUAUGUUCAGCGACCGAAUUCUCCGCGCCAAACUGGUUGUUUUGGGGGCUAUUUUUGUUUGUCUCUCGUGAGCUUUGGGGAUCCAACAAUGUCGACCUGCCGCUGAGUCCAGCAGGAAGACUGGUCUGGACUUUCAGAGCAGAACUGUCGACAUUGAAAAAAACCUGCAACAGCAAAGCGAUUUGCUCUAUAUAAAUAUAUAUAUGUAAAUAUAUAUAGAACUUUCAGAAAUCUAUGGACUCCACAAAAAGAUUGCAAGGAAGUAGGACUGAAAAUAUAUGUGUGUUUGUAUCAGCUUAUUGACAAACAAACAUAAAAAGACUUCUGUCAGGCAAGGCCCCCCCUUCCUCCCCCCCCAUACAUCCAAAUACAGAAACAGACCCGCAAAGGCAGCAGCCAUAUUCUUGAGUACCUGCUGAUGAAGACAAAGAAUUAACGAAACAGGUUUUGGGGUCUUCCUUCUUUUUUUUGCCUUUUGCAAGUCAUUUUUUUGGGGGGAGCGAGCCUUAGGGCCAUCAGUGGGAGUACAGUUGUCUCGUGUUCAGACAUCGCCUCGUCGCCUCUUACUUCAGAGAGGUCACCAGAGGAACUUCCUGUGGAGAACAGGAAAUGGAAAUGUUUCCACCCAUCGUGAACAGAACUCUAGUAUUCCUAUUCUUUUCUUGACUACAUGAACUAAAACUGUUCCAUGACCAGAAGAAAAAGAAAAAAAAAACAUUAAAAAAAAAGUUUGUGAAAUGUCUAGAUAUUUGACCCUCACCCCCAUCAUUAAGAAUAGUGUUUUAUCCCCUGUUGCUACCCCCUGUUUGAGAAAAUAAGACGGUCAGACUGGGGAAAGGCAAUUUGUAUGUUCAUUUUUCGUAAUUGAAUGACGUGGUUUGGGUUUUAAAAAAUAAAUAAAUAAAUGACCAUAAAUGUUUUUCAUCUUCGGCGGCAUGAGAGGGGUUCUCUCCGCAACACCUCAUCAAAACUCCUGACACCAUCUGUGUCAUUUCUGUGAUGACUACUUCCGUUGCAUUUCCACGAGGACAUAACUGAUUGUAAGUAUGUGAAUCCAUUCCAGAGAAACCAACGGGGAGGCAGUUUCAUAUAUAUUUUUCCCUUUUGUUUCAGAUAUAUUUUUAAUGACAUUUAUUUAUACAGGAGUAAAAGCAGCCCAGUACUACAAGGGCAGCUGUGGUCAUCCGGUUUUUAAAUUUUGGUUCAUUGCUUUUUUUAAUCAUUUAUUUUUAUAUAUUUUAACAAACUGUGCAAAACAUUGGCUGCUCCCAGUAUAUUCCUGUUCUUAUUAAAUGUUACUGUAACUUGUUACCGUGAGAUGAAUCUAAUUAUGUGUACAUUAACAGAGGGUAAAUACAAUUGGUUAUAUACUUCUUACAUUCUGUGUGCUGUGGUUUCUUAAAGACAGUGUAGAUUGUCACCUAAAGUUUUUAAAAAUGUGGAAAUCAAUCCAUGCAUUUAGCCAAAAUUUACAUUCUGGUUACUGUGACUCCAGCUAUUUAAAUCAUUACAAUUGUAUUAGUUUUACUAGUUUUUGCAGAGCAAUGUCAAUAAAGUGAAACUGCCUUCCA